AUAGGGAGUGUGUCUCUUUAAUGAGGCUGGGCUUGGAGCAGCUCUGCUGCUGGCACAGGGAGUGAGGGAUGGAGCGAGGGCGGUGAAGGAGCCAGUGCCAGAGAGGGAGCCUGCAGCAGGGAGAGGCGGGGAGGGAGCGCUCAUCCCCCGGGUACCGCAGCCACCCUGACGGAGGGAAACCCAUCCCCAGGGAAGGGGCUCUGCAGGAGCAGGGAGCAGCGGGUGCUGAGAGGAGCCUGCAGCCUCUGUCUCCUCCAUCCUCAUCCUCCUCCUCCAGCUGCCCACUGAGGGACCAUGCCAGGUCUCUACGCCCUCGUGUCCUGGGAGGCCCUGCCCCUGAAGAGCUCCACGGUGAAGGCUUGUGCCAACGGGUACUCCCUGAGCAUCACGGCUCACCUCCUGUACACCAACCCCCACAAGGAGCCCGUGGAAGGCAUCUUCAUCUACCCGCUGGAGGAGUCGGAGGUGGUGGCUGGCUUUGAGGCAGCAGCGGGCAGCCGGCGGGUGACGUUCCAGCUGCACAGCCGGCAGCGGGUGCAGGAAUGCUGCCUGCAGUGCGGCCCCGGCCCCAGCCCCGGCCCCGGCCGCCCGCGCAGCUGCAGCAGCGGCCACCUGGUCUUGGAUGAGGACGUGGAGCGCUCCACGUUCAUCAUUGUCACCGGCACGCUGUGCCCGUCGGAGAGCCUGGCUGUCACCCUGAACACGGUGCAGGAGCUGCCCACGCUGCCAGACGGGGCCCUGCGCCUGCUGCUGCCCCCCAUCCUCACUCCCCACGUCCCCGCCGACCCCGAGAGCGAGCCGGCAAGCUUGUGUGACGACAGGUUGGCCCUAUGCCCCACAAGCUGUUUUGGGGGGCCAGGUGCCCGGAGCCAGUCACCCACUGUGGUGCCUGUGGACAGCGUGGAUGUCUUUCGGGGACGACCCUACAACCCUUUUCCUUACGAGUUCUCCUUCGAGCUGCUGGUGAAGGGCCCCUGCUUGCUGGCAGGGCUGGAGAGCCCAUCACAUGCCUUGAGAGCUGAUGCUGACCCCUGGGCCAAUUCUGCCACCACCACCUGUGUCACCUUAGCCGAGCCCCACCGCUAUGACAGGGACCUGGAGAUCAUCCUCUACCCUUGUGAGCCCCACAGCCCGCACCUGGUGAUUGAGGAUGGCACCAUGACGUACCCCGAGUACGAGGCGCACAUCCGGAGCCGCCGGGACUACGUGCGGAUUGCCAGGAAGGACAGCAGUGGCGAGAGACAGGUGGCUUUCGUGCAAAAGCGUUUCCACAAGGACAUCUUCCCCAACCCCGUGCUGAUGCUGAACUUCUGCCCGGCCGUGGAGGGCGUCCCCGGGGCCCUGCAGAGCGUCACCCGCGAGAUCCUCUUCCUCAUCGACCGCAGCGACUCCAUCAGUGGCCCUGACCUUGACAAGGUCAAGGAGGCUUUGCUGGUGGCCCUGAAGAGCCUCCCGUCAGGAACACUGCUCAACCUUGCCAGCUUUGGCGCUGACAUCAAGCCGCUCUUCCCAUCCAGUCGCCUCUGCAGCAAUGAGACGUUGCGCCGUGCCUGCGAGUACCUGGGCGGGCUGCGGGCAGACCCUGGUGGCACCAACCUGCUGGCAGCUCUGGGCUGGGCGCUGGCACAGCCCCUCCACCAUGGUUACCCUCGCCAGCUGUUCCUGUUCACCGGGGCAGCAGCGGGCAGUGCCAGCAGGAUCCUGCGGCUGGUGCGCAGGCAGGCCAGCACCGUCAGGUGCUUCAGCUUUGGCAUGGGCCCGCGGGCGUGCCGGCGGCUGCUGAAGGCCAUGGCCAAGGUGAGCCGGGGCCGUGCCGAGUUCCUGAGUCCCUCUGAGAGGCUGCAGCCCAAGCUGAUCAAGUCCCUGAAGAAGGCGAUCGAGCCGGCCAUCAGCGACAUCACCAUCGACUGGUACGUCCCCGACAGCAUGGAGGCUCUGCUGUCACCCACCGAGCUCCCGGCCCUGUACCCCGGGGACCGCCUCGUCAGCUACUGCGUCCUCUACAGCAUCGCCCGCUUCGGGGACAGGCGCCCACUGGGCCAGGACGGGGCUCGGCAGAGCUCCCGGGGCUCAGCCUUUCUCUCCCAGCAGGACGUGCCCAGUCUCUCUGGGGAGAGCCGCCAGCCACCCCAGAGCCACCCAGGAACUGGGGAUGCCUCCCUGGACGUUUUCUCUGGAAGUACAGAGGUGUCAGAGCGGAGUAUCGAUCCCGUUUCUGGAGGAGACAUCUGGAAGCGGAUCUACCAGCCCUCCUACAUCCAGGAGCAGUAUGUCCUGACACACUGCUCUGUCAGCACUGACCGCAGCCAGGGGCUGCUCUCCCGCAGCUCCACCAGCAGCGAGUCCACUGGGUCCCGGGACGUGGCCCCCGAGGGUGGCUCCUCGGGCCCUGGUGCUGAUGUCACCUCCCAGCAGGGCCAGAAGAGCCUGUCCCUCUGCGAGUCCUCCACCAAAUCUGCCCCGCUGCCCUCUGCCCCAGCUGGCACCAAGGUGACAGUGGCCCUGAGCACGGAGGAGCUGGCGCGGCAGAAGAAGCUGCUGGCACGUGCUGCCCUGGCUGGGCGCAGCUUCUCCACGCCACACGGGGAGCUGGAUGCCCAUCGGCUCUGCCAGGCCCUGGAAAAGGUGUCACAGAAGAGGAACCAGUCCCUGGAGGGGCGGCUGGAUGAGCUGGGACCGCAGGCACGGCAAAUGCAGCCCGGGGCAGCGGAGUCAAAUAACCUCCUCUCGCCCACCCACCUGGACUGGGACAUGCUGGUGGAGCCCUCCUACCUCUUCAGUGCCUCGCCAGCGCCCGAGGCGGGGCAGCCCAGCCUGGGUGAUGCCAGCACGCCCCUACGCUGCCAGGUGGUGAUCCACGCGCUGCGGGCCGGCACGCCGGUGUCCUGGGAAGUGACAGCUUCCCUGGAGCCCCUGCUGCAGCCCCGGGAAGGGCCGGGCAGGGGGGACCCGCCGCGGAGGGCGGCCAAGGCCUGGGACAAGCCCCUGCACCGCCUGGCAGCGCGCUCCGUGGUCCGGGACAACGAGAGCGUGGCGCAGCGGGAAGCCAAGCUGGAGCAGGGUCUCGCCCGCCGCUUCCGCCUGAAAGCCGUGCAAACCAGCAAGGCCUGCAACGUGCCUUCCCUCUACACCCGCCUGGUGCCCGUGGACGGUGCCACGCAGACAGCCCUGCCCGCGGCCCCCGAGGUGUGGGGCGUAGCUGGCUCGGCCAGCCGGACACGGGCUGCUGCGGCAGGGAACUGGCACCACCGGAGCUCCUCCGCGGGUCAGGGGCAGCAGCAGGAGGCAGAGGAGCAGGAUGAGGCCCCUGGCACUGCAGAGCAAGAUGAGAUCGCCAGGUCCCUGGGCAGCAUCUCCUCCCCUACCUUUGGCUGGGAAAAGCAGAACUACUCAAACGGGCCUCCAUCCAGCCCCUCCACCACCUCCAUGGGCUCCCAGAAAUCCACAGAGAGCAUCGCAGGCUCCAGGUUUAGCCUGAGCAGGCGCAGGGGUCCCAGCCUGGUGCUGCGCCCGCAGUGCCUCAGCCCAGAGAGCGAGCGCUCCAGCAACCACGCCAGCCAUGACUACCUCCCGCUGGUGCAGCUGCAGCAAGCCCGGGGGCCGUUCCAGCUCACCGAGAGCUUCUCUGAAGUGGUGCAGAUCCCCCUGGACCGCCUGCGCCGCGCCUCCCCCUACGCCUCCCACCGUGCCAGCCUCAGCCCUGUGUCCCCAGGAGCCAGGAGCCUGCCUGAGGCAGCAGCCGGGGCUGAGGAGGGCGAGGAGCCCCUCCCAGCCCCACAGCCCAGCUCGCCCCCGUCCCGCAGCACCUGCUCCGAGGUGCCCAGCGCGGCCGCGUGGGCGCAGGCCGACAGUGGGCACGGCUCCGAGUCCGACACCGGGCCCCAUUCGGCCGCCCCCUCUGAGGCCGGCGUGAGCUGCCAGGACGUGGGGCCAGAGGAUCUGGAGAGCGCCAGCUGGGCCACGGCGGUGGCCCUGGCGUGGCUGGAGCAUCGCUGUGCCGGGUUCUUUGAGGAGUGGGAGCUGGUGGCAGCCAAGGCGGACGCGUGGCUGCGGGCGCAGCGCCUGCCCGAGGGGGUGGACGUGGGCUGCCUCAAAGGGGCAGCCAGGCACUUGUUCCUGCUGCUGCGUCACUGGGACGAGAACAUCAAGCUGAACAUGCUGUGCUACAACCCCAACAACGUCUGACGGCCGCCCAAGGGGCCAAUAAAGACACCUGGCUCCAAGCCAUCUGCACUGGUGUCUGUUAUCAGCAGAGAGCUGCUGGCACCCUUCAGGCCAUGCCAGGACUCACCAGAAUCAGAGGAGGGGGUCACCCCCUUCCCAGCCAUCUCUGGUGAGAGGGAGCAGGCAGGGGAAUAGGAAAAGCUGUACUGGAGGGACUCCUGGGCUCCAUCAAAGCAAAUGAAACC
Molecule: messenger RNA, 4409 nt
Organism: Zonotrichia leucophrys gambelii
Lineage: Eukaryota; Metazoa; Chordata; Aves; Passeriformes; Passerellidae
Gene: VWA5B2
Product: von Willebrand factor A domain containing 5B2
Exons: 22
Coding region: 295-4185 (1296 amino acids)
Source: RefSeq, a predicted model, not a curated record